Ictalurus furcatus (blue catfish) is the source of this 3116-nucleotide messenger RNA. RefSeq names its product TBK1 binding protein 1 (gene tbkbp1). Lineage: Eukaryota; Metazoa; Chordata; Actinopteri; Siluriformes; Ictaluridae. The transcript has 9 exons. The coding region runs from base 1 to 1911 and encodes 636 amino acids. The record is from RefSeq and is a predicted model, not a curated record. Gene Ontology annotation, biological process: canonical NF-kappaB signal transduction. Gene Ontology annotation, cellular component: cytoplasm.
AUGGAGUCUUUGUUCGGAGGGGAGCUGGGAUUGCUGGGAGGAAGUGAGGGAUUGAAGGAGGAUGGCUGCUGGGCAGGAUCGCCCUUACCUGAGGAUAUGUACUCAGCCUCCCACUUCGCCCUCAUCAGUGCUUACCAGGACAUCAAGACCCGACUGGCCGGACUGGAGAGGGAAAACACCGACAUCAAAAGAAAGCUCAAGCUUUAUGAGAUAAAGUUUCCUAUGAUCAAUGACUUUGGCGAGGACAGGAACUCCUACUGCUCCUUUGAGCCUAAAGAUACGGCCUUGCUCCAGUCUGAGAAUGGCAAUCUGCAGCAGAGAAUCAACAUCCUCACCCAUGAGCUUCAAAAGGGUAAGGAACGGGAGGAGCAGCUGGAAGAUGUCAUUCAGGCCUAUGAGAAGAUCCACAUGGAGAAGACUAAUCUCCAACGGGACCUGGACAAGAUGACAUCUCUAGUGGAGAAGCAUAUGGAGCGCAUCCACAGUCUAGAGGCUGCUCUGAGGCAGCGAGACAGCUCUCUACACAAAUUCAACACACAACUGCACAGCAAAGACAUGCAGUACCUGCAGCUCCAUGCCAGUCCUGACACACACAGGCUAGACUGCCCGGCUCUGACCCUUCAGAGCUCCCGCAGUCUGGAUACUCUCUCAGACCUGAAACUACAGCGGCUGGAGGCAGAGCUAGAAGGCGCACGGCAUGAGGCCCGAGGUGCAUGUCAGAGGGAGGAGGAGCUAAAGGCUGAAUGUGAGAGACUGCAAGAAGAGCUAAGAGAGCUUCAGAACAACCAGAGACAACAGGAUGUGAGCUCCACUUGUGCCCAGUGUGAUAUGGAAUGGAUAAAGAAGGUGGGAGAUGAACAAGUGAAUCUGGCUCUGGCCUACACUGAGCUGACUGAGGAGCUUAGCAGACUACAGGCACUGAGCACCAAACAGACAGAGAUCCUGAGGAAAGCCUCACAGGAAGAGACUAGCCCAGUUCAACGCCAUUCUCCUGUGCCUCACCAGAGGCACUCGCCUGUUCCACACCGACACUCCCCCAUCCAGCAACGCCAUUCCCCCAUCCAACAACGUCAUUCCCCAAUUCAACAGCAUCAUUCUCCUAUACAGCAGCGUCGCUCUCCAGUGCUGCAGCGUCUCUCCCCGGACAUGCACCGCCGCUCUCCCCUGGCCGAACUUAACGAUGGUCCUGCUUCCUACACCUGCAGACCCCCUACUCAGCACCUAAGAGCCAGUUUUCAAGGGCGCCGCAGUUACUCCGAGGUUGCAGACCCUUCUGCCUAUCAGCGUCCGCCAAGGUUCACCCUUGACCCUGUCUCCACCUUGCCAAAGCCCCGUCCAUACGUUGAGAGCUACCACAAACAGCAGCAACAACAGCAACAGCAGCAGCAGCAUGGCCAUAUCAUGGCCCAAAGGCGAGGCUCCCAGCCUGGGAUUCAGACCAUAGGAGGGGAAGGAAGUAUGGCUGAAUCACCUAGACACACCAGAGAGCUCUCUUUCCAGCAUGCAGAAUUGUCUCAUCUGCAUUAUGAGCCUCAGCCUGCUCCAGCAACGCUACAUACCUCUCCUCAGCCACCACACUCUUCAGAGGAUGAGGAAGAGUGGACCUGCCCUCACCCCAUCAGUCCCCCGCGGACACUGGGGACUUCUGGCCCCGCCUCCACCAUGAGGGGCCCUGCUUCCUGUUCAGCCUUCCCCAUCCCAUCUCGCCCCAACACCUUAAGCUGCCACUCACCUGGAUACCUGCAUGCAGAACAUGCCCAGUCUUGGCCAUCCAUUAAUCUUUGGAUAGAGACAGAGGAGGAGAGUGAUGUGAGGAGCUGCCCGCUGUGUCAACUCAUCUUUCCUGUCGGUUACCCUGAUGAUGCCCUAAUCAAGCACAUUGACUCACACUUGGAGAACAGCAAGAUCUGAGACCCACAUUCACCACAUUGUCUCUUAAACCCAAUUUAACACUCAUCAGCUGUUCCAACAGUUUUAACUGGAUUAUUUUUAAAUUAAGGGGAGAGUGAGUGGCCAGCUGAGGCCAGAUCCUCAUAACCUGAGGAUUAGCAGAGAUUAUCAGUAUGUAGUGUCUAAGGUUAUAAUUAGAAAUGGCACUAAGAGAUGAAGGCUUUACAAUACCUUCCAAACACAAUGUUGACUUAACUGAAUUCUUUCAACUAUUGUGUAUUUUGAUAUCAAGCUAAAUCUUGGAGUUGUUACAGGCCAACUCUACUUAGAAGACAAUAAAACAGUCAUAUACAGAUAUGCCGCAAUAACCACAGUGUUGAUUAGGCUCCAGGUGGACUUGAAAACAUGAGGCAUUAUUUCAAUACUGGAGAUUUUUGCUGUGCAGGCUCUCUUCUGUUAUUUUAAACUAAGCUUCCAUGAGCCUACAUUGCUUUUUUCAGACCUGUCCACAGAGGCACAUCCAAAAGCCACACAGUUACUUAAACUUCAUAAUGAGUGCUUGAACACUGUGUAAAUUGAGAGAAGAUGGUGUCCUGCAGGGCAGAAUAUCAUGGCCAUUCCAAAAGUGUCAGUAUAGUACACUGGCCGAUGACUACAUUUGUAAGUGGGUCUAAAUUUCAGCACUUUAUACAAACCCUUAAUAUCUAACUUAUCUUUACAAAUAUUACUAACACAAAAGCAAAAAAAAAAAUGCAUUAUAGAUUUUAUUUAUUUUUAAUAAUACCAAAUGUCUCUUAAUUACAUCUUAGAUUGGUAGAAUGUCCCUUUAACAAAACUAUACAUAUAGAUGUAUGUAGUUCAUAUUAUAAUACACGUAAUAUGUCAACUUGGAACUGCAACUAUUGUUUAUCUUCCUGUAUACAAUGUUCUUGAAUGAAGGAGCCUAAAGAACAUUACCAGGACAUAAAAUCCAUGAUUCUAACAACUCCAAGGAAACUUCAGAUGCUCAAACCUAACUAAUGACCAAUGAAUAUCACUCAUACUGGAUCAUAUUAAUCAUACUUGUGAUUAAGUAUGGUCUGAAGGUUUUAAGUUCCUAGAUUUAACAAGACUAAAUAUGAUGAUAUUGCAUUUUUCAAUACAGCAUUAAUAUGACUUUCACAGUUAUUCCAUUUACUACACAAACGUAACAUUCUUCCUAAAGAGUCAGCACUCUGAACCUGACU